AAAAAUUUGUUUAUUGUUUAUUUAUUUUGGGAGAGAAAGUAUGCACACGUGCUCACGCAUGAGCGGGAAGGGGCUGAAAGAGAGGGAAAGAGAGAAUCCCAGGCAGUAACCGUGAGAUCAUGAUCUGAGUCGAAAUAGAGUCCACCGCUUAACCAACUGAACCACACAGGCGCCCCUUCUUUUUAUAUUUUUUAACUUGGCUGCUAGAAGAUUGAAAAUUAUAUAUGUGGCUCAGAUUAUAUUUCUAUUACAGAGGGCUUUUAUAGAUAGAAGGAAUACAGCUGGUAUUUGCUAGUACUUACUACGUGCCACAUAUUGUCUGGAACCUGUAAUAAACUUAAGUUAAUCCUCAUAGAAAACUUUAUGAAGUGAUGUUAUUAUUAUCCCUCUUUUUCAUGUAAGGGUAAGGUGCAGACAGGUUGGGCAGCAUACUCCGCUAGUAUGUAGAAAGCCAGGAUUCAAAUGUAGGCGCCUCUGGCUUCAAAGCCAGUGGCUUUCCCAGCACACUAUGGCAUGUUGUCAUUGGACCAUUAAAGGUGGUUGAGUUGGAGAAUGAUAUGAUUGGAAUGAUGCCUCAGCAGACUUGUAAUAAAGAUAAGUAAGGAGAAGAAACUCCAUUUAUAGUUGUCUAGUUUUUUAUUUUGUUAAUGUUACUUUUUUGUGGAAGAACAAUUCCUUUAUUAAAGUGAAGUUUUAAAUUGAGUUUUUUUGAAGUAUCCUUUAUAUUAACCGCUUCUCAAAAUAUUUGCCUUACCGCCUUUGUAGAUUUGAUAAUGGGCUGCAUUAAAAGUAAAGAGAACAAAAGUCCAACCAUUAAAUAUAGAACUGAAAGCACUCCAGAGCCUGUCAGUGCAAGUGUCAGCCAUUAUGGAGCAGAACACACUGCAGUGGCCCCAUCGUCUUCAACAAAGGGAGCAUCUGUGAAUUUUAACAGUCUUUCCAUGACACCAUUUGGAGGAUCCUCAGGGGUGACACCUUUUGGAGGAGCAUCUUCUUCAUUCGCAGUGGUGCCAAGUUCAUAUCCUGCUGGUUUAACAGGUGGUGUUACUAUAUUUGUGGCCUUAUAUGAUUAUGAAGCUAGAACUACAGAAGACCUUUCAUUCAAGAAGGGUGAACGGUUUCAAAUAAUUAACAACACGGAAGGAGACUGGUGGGAAGCACGAUCAAUUGCUACAGGAAAGAACGGCUAUAUCCCUAGCAAUUAUGUAGCCCCUGCAGAUUCCAUUCAGGCAGAAGAGUGGUAUUUUGGCAAAAUGGGGAGAAAAGAUGCUGAAAGAUUACUUCUGAAUCCUGGGAAUCAACGAGGUAUUUUCUUAGUACGAGAGAGUGAAACUACUAAAGGUGCUUAUUCUCUCUCUAUUCGUGAUUGGGAUGAGGUAAGAGGUGACAAUGUGAAACACUACAAAAUUAGGAAACUUGACAACGGUGGAUACUAUAUCACAACCAGAGCACAAUUUGAUACCCUGCAGAAGUUGGUAAAACACUACACAGAACAUGCUGAUGGUUUAUGCCAUAAGUUAACAACCGUGUGUCCAACUGUGAAACCCCAGACUCAAGGUCUAGCAAAAGAUGCUUGGGAAAUCCCUCGAGAAUCUUUGCGACUAGAGGUUAAAUUAGGACAAGGAUGUUUUGGUGAAGUAUGGAUGGGAACAUGGAAUGGAACCACAAAAGUAGCAAUCAAAACACUAAAACCAGGUACAAUGAUGCCAGAAGCUUUUCUUCAAGAAGCUCAGAUAAUGAAAAAGUUAAGACAUGAUAAACUAGUUCCUCUAUAUGCUGUUGUUUCUGAAGAGCCCAUUUACAUUGUCACUGAAUUCAUGUCAAAAGGGAGCUUAUUGGAUUUCCUGAAGGAAGGAGAUGGAAAAUAUUUGAAGCUCCCACAACUGGUUGAUAUGGCUGCUCAGAUUGCUGAUGGUAUGGCAUAUAUUGAAAGAAUGAAUUAUAUUCAUCGAGAUCUUCGGGCUGCUAAUAUUCUUGUGGGAGAAAAUCUUGUGUGCAAAAUAGCAGAUUUUGGUUUAGCAAGGUUAAUUGAAGACAAUGAAUAUACAGCAAGACAAGGUGCAAAGUUUCCGAUCAAAUGGACAGCUCCUGAGGCUGCACUGUAUGGUCGAUUUACUAUAAAGUCUGAUGUAUGGUCAUUUGGAAUUCUGCAGACAGAACUGGUAACAAAAGGCAGAGUGCCAUAUCCAGGUAUGGUAAACCGUGAAGUGCUAGAACAGGUGGAACGAGGAUACAGGAUGCCUUGCCCUCAGGGCUGCCCAGAAUCCCUACAUGAAUUGAUGAAUCUUUGUUGGAAGAAGGACCCUGAUGAAAGACCAACGUUUGAAUAUAUUCAGUCCUUCUUGGAAGACUACUUCACUGCUACAGAGCCACAGUACCAGCCAGGAGAAAAUUUAUAAUCCACGUAGCCUUUUAUAUGUGUAAAUCUGCCAAAAUGUAAAGAACCUGUGUAGACUUCUUUACUUUACCUACAGGAAUCAAAAGAAGAAAGUCUUCAUUCUGCAUGUUUUUAAUGGUAAACUGGAAUUCCAGCUAUGGUUGCACAAACCACUUUUUUUUUUUUUUUCCUCAAGUGUUAAACUCUAAAGUACCAAUGACUCUAAACUCUAAAGUUCCAACUUAUUUCAGGGUCCAAAGAAGUAUAGUUGUGAUGUUGAUGAUAGUGUGAGGAUAGCAUAACAGUGAAGAGCAACAGGGCUACUUCUUUAUAAACCACUUCAUUUCUUUUAUUCCCCAAACUCAGAAUUGCUAAGAGAAAAUUAUAUAUCGUAAUAGACAAAACUUGGGAGAUAAAAUCAGUUCUACCAUAAUAAAAUCUAAAGUUAAGCAGCUUCAUGGGACCAAACAUUUCCAUUCCAGUUUUUAAAGAUUUCUUGCAUUCAUUGUUCUCACAAGUUUUUUCUAAGUUGAACUGUUAAUAUGCAAUCUUAAUACCUGCCUUCUUUUGCAUGGAAAUGGGCCAGGUUUUUAGAAGCAAAAAGGAAUAUAAACAGCCUCUGAAACUUGAUGAAAUGUUAGACCACAGUAGUGGCAUUUGAAAAUGUAAUGCACUAUGUUAAUACUCAUGGAACUGGAAAGUAGAAGAUUUUUACUUUAGUCAUUUUCUGAAUAGCUCAGUUUAGAAUAAUGGUAACUAGGAAGUGAGUUAAUCUUUUACAAUGUUGCAUUGAUCCAAGGGGAAAGCUUUUAAACUUUAGAUAGCAUCAAAAAAUAAGACCUGGCAUAUAAACAGUCCUUUUUAAAAAGUAGACUGGUACUGUGAGAUAUUUCUAAUAUUACUUAUGGUGAUGGGUGCCACGAAUAUAAAAUAUCACUAGAUCAGGGACUUAAAUGCACUUUUGCUUUUAUUGAAUAUAGAUUGACAGAGAGGAAAAUAUUUAAAGAAAUAUGAGAAAAGAAAAUGUGAAAAUUUUACAGAUGGGAUGUUAUGCUUAAUAUUAAGGAGUGACAAAAUUGCUUUGCUGGCACUCACAGCUCCUCACUUCUCUGUUUUCUGAGAUUUUAAGAGUUACAAGGUAUGACUAAAACUAAUCUUUUUUUAACAUAAACACUAAAUGAGUGUUACAGCCUCAAAUAGUUAAUUUAAGGCUUCCCACUAAUUCCAAUGAUACAGCCUUUAUGCGAAACAAUUUUAGAACUCGUUUUCAAAUCCAUGUUUAAAUCUGCACUAACUUUUUAAAUGUACUUAAUGGUGAUCUUUUUUUCCCUUUUAGAAUUUAGUUGACUUGGGGAGGAGAACUUAUUGAGAAUAACAACAGUGGUGAAAAGGGGGGACAGUUUUUGCCCAUCCAAAAUGUAGAAAUAAAACUCCAAGAGUUUUAUGAUCGACUCAAAAAGAAACUCCAAAAUAUAAAUUUGAAUAGCAGCAUUAUUGGUUCAAGUGUCUAGCAAAGGAACUGAAUCUGAUGAACAAAAGUCUGGUAUUUUUGUUUUUGUUUUGGUAUUUAUGUUUUAAAAUAUUCUCCUUUAUAGUCACACUUCUAAUGCAGUGCAUCGGGUUUCCAUAUUUUAGAAUUCUUUUUUUCU
Molecule: messenger RNA, 4026 nt
Organism: Panthera uncia (snow leopard)
Lineage: Eukaryota; Metazoa; Chordata; Mammalia; Carnivora; Felidae
Gene: YES1
Product: YES proto-oncogene 1, Src family tyrosine kinase
Exons: 11
Coding region: 774-2399 (541 amino acids)
Biological process (GO): cell differentiation; innate immune response; protein phosphorylation
Cellular component (GO): extrinsic component of cytoplasmic side of plasma membrane
Molecular function (GO): non-membrane spanning protein tyrosine kinase activity; ATP binding; signaling receptor binding
Source: RefSeq, a predicted model, not a curated record